GGAACAGCCUCAUUUUUCCACAUCUGUUCAAGGUGAAGUUCAGGUAUAAAAGUCACAGAAAAGUGUUCCUUCUCUGAAAGGUUUGGAUCCGACGUAAACAUGCUGAGGUUUCUGGUGUUGACAAGUCUCGCAGCCCUGGUACUGGGUGAGCUGGAAGCUCAGCCCAGGCACCUGAUGAACAUGGACGAGAGGGUUGUGGGAGGCGAGGUGGCCAGCCCCAACUCCUGGCCCUGGCAGAUCUCUCUUCAGUACAGAUCUGGCAGCAGCUACUACCACACUUGCGGAGGAAGCCUGGUUAAGACAGGCUGGGUUAUGACCGCUGCUCACUGCGUGGACAGUAAUAGGUCGUGGCGCGUCGUUCUCGGUGAACACGAUAUCUACGUGGAAAGCGGCAGAGAGCAGAUCAUUGGUGUCAGCCGUGUUUAUAUCCACCCCAACUGGGAUGCAAGCAGAUUGUCCAAUGGGUAUGACAUUGCUCUGCUGAAACUGACUUCUCCCGCCAAGCUGAACACUUACGUCCAGCUGGCCUCUCUGCCUCCCAACGGCCAGAUUCUGCCCCACGACAACCUCUGCUACGUCACCGGAUGGGGCCGCACCUCCACUGGUGGCCCCCUUUCUGCUCAGCUCAAGCAGGCCUACCUGCCCGUGGUGGACCACAAAACCUGCAGCAGGAGUGACUGGUGGGGCGGCUCUGUGAGGACCACCAUGGUGUGCGGAGGCGGCGGUGCUGAGGCUGGAUGCAAUGGCGACUCUGGUGGUCCUCUGAACUGCCAGGUUAGCGGCAAAUACUACGUGCACGGUAUCGCCAGCUUUGUGUCCGGUUAUGGAUGCAACUACCCCAAGAAACCCACCGUCUUCACCCGUGUGUCUGCCUACAUUGACUGGAUGAACUCGAUCAUGUAAAAGAUACAAGAGUCAUCUGUGUUGACGCACACAAAGAGAGACCCCGUUUUGGACCAUGUUUGCGUUUGAUAAACUUACUCCCUUAUCUGGUCUCCCUGUUCCAAAAUAAACGUGAAUAAAUAUUGAA
This is a messenger RNA of Cololabis saira (Pacific saury), 1030 nucleotides long. RefSeq names its product elastase-1-like. Gene Ontology annotation, biological process: proteolysis. The transcript has 8 exons. The record is from RefSeq and is a predicted model, not a curated record. Bases 100 to 903 code for a protein of 267 amino acids. Gene Ontology annotation, molecular function: serine-type endopeptidase activity. NCBI's taxonomy places the organism in Eukaryota, Metazoa, Chordata, Actinopteri, Beloniformes, Belonidae.